This is a messenger RNA of Poecilia latipinna (sailfin molly), 1988 nucleotides long. RefSeq names its product trimethylguanosine synthase-like. NCBI's taxonomy places the organism in Eukaryota, Metazoa, Chordata, Actinopteri, Cyprinodontiformes, Poeciliidae. Gene Ontology annotation, molecular function: RNA cap trimethylguanosine synthase activity. The transcript is spliced from 4 exons. Bases 1041 to 1691 code for a protein of 216 amino acids. Gene Ontology annotation, cellular component: nucleus. Gene Ontology annotation, biological process: 7-methylguanosine cap hypermethylation. The record is from RefSeq and is a predicted model, not a curated record.
UCUUUAUGCUAAUAUGUUUCAUUAUUUCAGACCCUGCUUCUCCUCACCCAUUUCUACCUAUCUUUGUUCUGACUAGUGGACUUUUAAACAGCAGGUUUCUUUUUAAAAAUGUGUUUGUUGGGCAAAUGGUCUUUUUGCACAAGUUAAUAAGGACAGGUAAAACUGAAAGGGAUUGCAUGCAGGAAAAGGGAACAGAACCCCAGAGAGCUGCAUCAUUGACUGUUGUCUUCUCAUAUGGUGUCAUGAUGAGGUGGUUUUAAAUAUUUUACUAUUAGAGCAAAAAAAUGUAGUCUGGGUUUGAAGUGUCUGUGUGUUGUGGAUCUGGAAUUAAAGCAGUUCUAGUGUGGUCCAGAUGCAUAAAAAGUGGUGGAAUUUAACCUUUAUUGAAGUUUCACAAAUCAAAUAAAGGUUUCACAAAUCCCAAACAUGGGUUUAGAUAUGCUGUCAUUAGUUAGGAAUAAACUUGUCGAGGUUUGAAGAGUCUUGGUGUUGCAGUUUUUUAGUAGACUAGAUUAACGAUGCUGAAUGUAGUGAAAUAUUAGUUGGAAUUGCCCUUUAAGCAUUUCCCAAAUCAGAAUCUGCAAUCAGAAACCAAUUUCACCAUUGCGAAGCCCGUGGCGUCAGUGAAGCUGGAAGCUGCUGCUACUAAGGUGUAGCAUAUCCAUUUUGUUGUUUUUCUAAAUAAAAUCCUUAAUAUUCAAUCUGACAGAGUAGCUGUAGCAUAUGUCACCAAAGCUAGAAGCUGCCGUUAUAAAGCUGCCGGCAGCUGUGAAAGGUUGUGGCAUGUCGUAAAAACUGUGGCAGGUCCACUGGCAGGUCAUGGCAAGUAGCGGCAGGUGUCACCGGAGGUGCCACUUCACUCCCACUGCCACGAUUUAGCUUGCUGUCUCUCGAAAAAGCAGGUACCAGGCUGGAAAAAAGAUUUGGUGCAACACAACAAUUUGUCAAAUUGCUAUGUUCUCAUGGUUCGGGUCUAAACUCCAUGCAUGUUAUGAACCCACAUUCGAGCUCUGUAUCCUUUGAAUUUUAACUACUUCAACAUGCUACUACGAGCUGCACAGUUCUGGACGUUUCUUCCCUAUCAGGUGGUCUCCACCCUCUGUGUUCAUUCUGGAUGUUUACUCCGUGUUGCAGAGGGCUGGUUUUCUGUGACACCAGAGAAGAUUGCUGAGCACAUUGCCCUCAGGGUGGAACAGAGCUUUGCUGACUCCCAGGUGGUGAUCGAUGCUUUCUGUGGUGUGGGAGGAAAUGCCAUUCAGUUUGCACUCACUGGAAAGAGAGUCUUGGCAAUUGAUAUAGAUGCAGAGCGACUGGCCAUGGCUCGGCACAAUUCUGUGGUCUACAACGUUGUUGACCGAAUUGACUUCCUUCAAGGAGACUUCCUUCAGUUGGCGCCCACUCUGCGUGGUGACGUAGUCUUCCUGUCCCCACCAUGGGGCGGACCGGACUAUUUGAAUUCGGAUGUGUUUGACAUUCAGACCAUGAUGAAACCUGAUGGCUUCAGGAUCUUCAGCCAAGCCAAACGGAUAACAGAAAAUAUUGUGUAUUUCCUGCCUCGUAAUGCAGAUAUGAAUCAGGUCGCCUCUUUGGCAGGUCCAGGAGGGAAAGUCGAAGUGGAGCAGAACUUCCUUAACAACAAGCUUAAGACUGUAACUGCUUAUUUUGGCAACCUGAUAAACCCAGAUGCCUAGCAUUUGCCGCUUAGGAUUUAGUUUUUACGUCUUGUUUUAAAUUUUCUCUGCAGAAAUCCUGGAAGUCAAGUGAAAGCUUGUUUUAUAUGUGCAUUUUAUCCUUUUUUGUACUUCUAAACCCAAUUAAAGGUUUUAUAUUAAGUUUCUUUUUGUAAUAAAUUAUUUUUUGAAUUGCAUGUAAUUGUGUAGAAAAUGUUUAGGACAAAUUUGUAUAAAAAACAUGAAGUAUGUCUUUUAUAGGUUGUAAAUGCAAGACUUUAAACAUUCCAACAGUUUAAUUAAACUUAUCUGUACACU